This is a messenger RNA of Cucurbita moschata (crookneck pumpkin), 844 nucleotides long. RefSeq names its product 60S ribosomal protein L23a. The transcript is spliced from 4 exons. Gene Ontology annotation, molecular function: structural constituent of ribosome; rRNA binding. Gene Ontology annotation, cellular component: cytosolic large ribosomal subunit; ribosome. The coding region runs from base 145 to 606 and encodes 153 amino acids. Gene Ontology annotation, biological process: translation; ribosomal large subunit assembly. The record is from RefSeq and is a predicted model, not a curated record. NCBI's taxonomy places the organism in Eukaryota, Viridiplantae, Streptophyta, Magnoliopsida, Cucurbitales, Cucurbitaceae.
CCGGUUAACGUUUUGCGCGAGUAGAUGUGUAUUUACAAAACCCUAAUAUAUAAGGCACAUCGUCUUCUCCCCUGCUGAAACCUAGCCUUUCCGAUUGCAGCUGUUCGUCCGUGUCAGAGUAGCGAUUAGGUAGAGGACUUUGCAAUGGCUCCGAAAGCUGACCUCACCAAAAAGGCUGACCCUAAGGCACAAGCCUUGAAAACUGCCAAGGCAGUAAAAUCGGGUCCAACAUUUAAGAAGAAAGCGAAGAAAAUCAGAACGUCUGUCACAUUUCACCGUCCAAAGACAUUGAAGAAGGAAAGAAAUCCGAAGUAUCCACGAAUUAGUGCUACUCCAAGGAACAAGUUGGACCAGUAUCAGAUUCUUAAAUACCCUUUGACUACUGAGUCUGCAAUGAAGAAGAUCGAGGACAAUAAUACUUUGGUUUUCAUUGUGGACAUUCGUGCUGAUAAGAAGAAGAUCAAGGAUGCCGUGAAGAAGAUGUAUGACAUCCAGACCAAGAAAGUGAACACGUUGAUCAGGCCUGAUGGAACCAAGAAGGCAUAUGUAAGGCUGACUCCCGAUUAUGAUGCUUUGGAUGUUGCAAACAAGAUUGGAAUCAUCUAAGGCUUUCGUUUUUGUUUGAGAAAAUUGAAUAUCUUUCGCAGUGACAAUUUUGAUUUAUGGAAUGACCUCCAUUUUCUCUAGCAAUCAGUAAGUUGUUUUUUCACCAAGCUGCUGCAACGCUUGUUGGCUUGUGAAUGGUAGGGUUUGUGGUUGAAUGUAAUAGAAGUCUGCAGUUCUUUACUUCACCUAUUUUCCUCAUUUCCACUAACAAUAUAAUCUGAAGACUGGUUUUUCAUGA